Molecule: messenger RNA, 528 nt
Organism: Adineta steineri
Lineage: Eukaryota; Metazoa; Rotifera; Eurotatoria; Adinetida; Adinetidae
Source: the annotation of a GenBank genome assembly
AUGAGUGCAUCAUAUUCUCCACCACCAGCUUAUGAAGACGUUAAUAAGAAGUCUACAAAGAAAGGAUCUAAUUCAAAACGGCAAACAUGGUAUAGCAAACUAAUGACAUUAGAAUUCAAUCAAGAUGAAGCAACUGAAUAUGCAAAAUUGUUUGUUACAAAUGAAGUUGAAAUGAAUAUGAUACCUGAACUCAACGAUGAUCUUCUUGAAUCAAUCGGAAUUGAAAAAGCUGGACAUCGUAUUCGGAUUUUGCGUUUACAAAGAAAAAGUCCACCUUCAACGCCAGUAGCAACUCGACCUGUAUUAGAUGUUAAAAUUCCACGAUGUUCUCGGCAUCCAAAUGUAGCAAAUGUUAAAAUUCCACGAUGUUCUUGGCAUCCAAAUGUAGCAGCUAAUGAAAAAUGUCAUAAAUGUGAUCGACUUGUAUGUUUAAAUUGUCGUCGAGUAAGAUCAUCUAAUAAUGGCCAUGGCCAUGGCCAUGUACAUUAUUAUUGUCAAGACUGUUAUGAUGAGUGUACAAUUCUAUAA